Messenger RNA from Loxodonta africana (African savanna elephant), 953 nucleotides. RefSeq names its product mast cell protease 8-like. NCBI's taxonomy places the organism in Eukaryota, Metazoa, Chordata, Mammalia, Proboscidea, Elephantidae. Gene Ontology annotation, cellular component: cytoplasm; intracellular membrane-bounded organelle. Gene Ontology annotation, molecular function: serine-type endopeptidase activity. The transcript is spliced from 5 exons. Bases 103 to 843 code for a protein of 246 amino acids. Gene Ontology annotation, biological process: proteolysis. The record is from RefSeq and is a predicted model, not a curated record.
CAAUAAACUGGAGGUCAUUGAGCCUGCCCCUCCUUUUUUACAUCGUGGCUAAAAAGCCUAGAAGUUGAAACCACUGCUGCUCCGAAGCAGAGUAUCCUUUCCAUGAUGCUGCUGCUCCUGAUCCUGUUGGCCUUUCCUCUGCCCUCCAGGACCUUCAUAGCAGUGAUCAAAAGGGGCACUGAAGCCAGACCACACUCAAGACCCUACAUGGCAUUUAUAAAGUACAUUAAUCAACGCAAUACAUGGAAACGUUGUGGAGGGUUCCUGGUACGAGAAGACUUUGUGAUGACGGCGGCUCACUGUAAUGGAAGAGAGAUUGGUGUCGUUCUGGGAGCUCACAACAUAAAGAACAAAGAAGAAACCAUGCAGGAAAUCCCUGUGCUUCAAGCCUUUCCUCACCCAGAGUUUAACAACGUUUCAGGUUUCAGUGACAUCAUGCUACUGAAGUUGAAAGAGAAGGCUCGCCUGAACUCAGCUGUGAGGACCAUUUCCCUACCACAGAGUCAGGACUGGGUAUUGCCACACCAGAUGUGCAGUGUAGCAGGCUGGGGAAAUUUAGUUCAUGGUAAUUCUUCAGACACACUCCAGGAAGUAGAUCUGCAAGUACAGAACAAACGGGCAUGUCAGACAAUCUUCAGAUAUUAUAAUAACUAUGUAAACAUAUGUGUGGGGAAUCCUCGGCACAUGAAGACAGCAGCAAUGGGCGACUCCGGGGCACCCUUGGUGUGUAACAAUGUAGCUCAGGGCAUUGUCUGCCUUGGACGUCCGAGGAAAAUUCCUAUGAUCUACACCAGAAUCUCUACCUUUGUUCCCUGGAUACACAAAAUAAUGAACGCACCCUAGGGUUAUGUUGCAGAGUCCUCACCAGUGUGGAGGGAGAAUGUCAGGCUGUUAAUAAAGACCAUCUCCCAGUGGGGAGGAACUACCGUCUCUAUCUUCGUUGACCACUCAUU